GUUAUUAUUACAGAAAUAAUCCUUUACAUUUGGUUCUUUUCCACUACUGAAUUUUUAGGCGCAACACUAGCUUUUUAUCCAGCAACGUUUUCUAAUCGUAAAUUGGUGCCCCGUGCAGGAUCUAGGCAUGUGUAUCGCUCUUUAAGUGACACAGACUGGUUGAACUGCAUUAUAAAAUGUCACAACGAUCCGAUUUGUGUUUCCUACAAUUUCGAUCGUUCCUCGGACGAUCUUGGAGUCUGUGAAAUGCUGAGUUGUGGAAUAGAGAGUUUAUGCGACCAAAAAAGCUCUCUGAUGUACUUGAAAGGAGCGAUCUUUCAGCAGUUAACCUCGAAAAAGGUAAGGUUAUUCAUUUUCCAUCGUAUUUGAGGAUGUUUUGGAGAACUUGACCAGGAGUGAUUUUAGAGCACUUAUAAAACUUCAGGUCACAGAUGUCAAGCAAAGAUACCUGAUAUCUGUGAAUACAUCAAAAACGUCACUUGAGUCGAAAGAAAUUGUCAAGUUUUUGUUCAAAUUUGGCAAGCUUUGAGAACUUGCGGAUAUUGUUACAAAAUUCAGACAGCAAUUCUGAAGCAUACUGGGAGUUAUAGAAGGAUGUUGCCUUCUCAUAAGUGAAGGACUGGAGCCAAAUCUGAGACCCUUGCGGCGAGUUGAGCAAAAUAUAUACUUGCUUCGUUCAUGAAAAAAUUCUCAUUGGCAAAAAAUCAGUUCUGUAUAAAAAGCUCAUAGGUCUUUUCAGAGGUGACCCGGAAAGCAUAUCGAAUUCAACCACUGUUUCACAAUGCUACUGUCUACUUAAAGAAAAAAAGCUUCAUUUGAUUGAAAUUAGUGAUACGGAUUUACUUUUCUGUUUGAAUGGGUCAAAGUUGUGUACUCAGUGACAGAUCUGACAGAUCUAAUCAUUGAUUCUGGAAUUUCUUUUAGGAUACUAAUAUCUGUGAUCCGUCAUCAAGCACAGACAGUGAGGAUGGAAACAGGGGUAGGUUCUUAUAUGUCAAAGGUAGAAUUGAAAUUACACCAAAAAUUGAUAAAUGGAUAGAUCCGUAGUCUAGGCAAGGUUCUUUCCUGGGGUUGCCGUGGAACAUUUUUUUCUACCUGUUUGUCUAGGGUUAGCCGCCUUUUCUCUCCACUGAAGAAACUCCUGUCUAUCCACGCCCCGAAGCCAUUUUUCCACUGAGCACGUUGUCUUCGUCUCUCUCUUAUCUCUUCUGCCUUUUCAUCACGAACGCUAUGAUUCCAAUAUUCCAUUUCCUUUGUCUUGCUUCUAGUAAAUAUUUUUUACAUAUAAAAAUUAUUAAGAAUAUUUAAGAAACAGACGUACAGACAGAUAACAGAAUUGCAGAUCGACAGACGAACAGUAAAGGCAGAGGAAAAAAGGAACGAUGAACGUGGAAAAAGGGUGGUUAAGCAGAUAGACAAACAGACAAGAUAAUUUGGUUUCAUCAACUAAGUUGAUGUUGUAAAUUAGCCACAGUAAAGAGUUUCUGAGCUGAUGUUUCGAGCAUAAUCCCUUCGUCAAAACGAAUAGCAGACAGACAGACAGACAGACACACGGAAAUGACGAAAGAAGGGCUGUUAUGUCUCAUUUCCCUAUCCGAUUCCAGAUUUCAGUUUUUCUUUUCCAUCUGUUGGUACAACCGAUAACUACGUUCAGAAGCAGGGCCCGAUGGUCCAUUUGUCACAGAUAAGUUUCUGCUUCUGGCUUAACGCGACAAGAGAUCGUCUGACCAUCUUUAGUUACCUGAGUUCCAAAGGAAUCAUAGAGUUAAUGUUGCAAGUCGUCGACAGGAACAGUUUGUUGCUUACUGUGGGAGGAAAUUCGAGGUAAGAAAUUACUCAAACGACCGAGCUAUUGCGACUUGAUGGAUUGAUGGAUGAAGGGACAAAAGGACAGACUGAUCGACGGGAUGCAUGUUAACACGAAAGCACUGAAGCACUAACACACCGUCACAGACCACACCUCUGAGCAAAAUACAAAGCCUUUAUAGUUGAAGCUUUAUAGUUGAGAUCACCUUCUGUUGUCGUUAUGAAAUGUUACACUUCUAUGAAAAACAAAAGUGCGUUACAUUGUAAAGUAAUUACAUUUUCCGGUGACAAAAUGUUAUAAAUGUUGACAUUUGUUUUAUCAAUCUUAUAUUUAGUCCUUCGCAGUAAAAAAACAGUAAAACAAAGUAAAAGCAAAAAUUAACAAAAGAAGAAGAGCUGUUUACAACAGUAACAAAAGUAGAUAUUUACACCAAGGUCGCCAUCAUCAUGGACAAAUUGCAAAUGCGAAGGAAAACAAAUUCAUUAUCAAACAAAAACGAAGGAUUUGUAUUUUCACUGGAAGUUUUUUUUGUUGGUUGCCUUGCAGUGAUUGAGUCAUUCUCCAUGUAUUUCACUUGUUAUCUUGUCAUUAUUGUCCAUGAAAGAAAAUAAGAGUGAAAGGCACUCAAUUUCGACUUGAAGUUUCCCCCAAUACCAUGCGAAUUUAUUUUAAAGUGACAGCUUUGUGAAGCCCACUGUGGCUGGCCAUUCUUACAAAUAGCAUGAGGCUUUUAAGUGUAAUUCACUUGUCAAUUCCAACCUCUUUUUCCGUAGGAAAAUUACGGCGACAGUAAACGAUGGGAAAUGGCAUCACACCUGCACCAUAUGGGACAACUCUGAUGGGGCGUGGUCGUUUUUCAAGGAUGGUGUUGCUGUAUCAAAUAAAAGCGGUUUUGAAGUCGGUUAUUUUAUUCCCCCUGGGGGAACAUUCGUGCUCGGUCAAGAACAAAAAUCUGACAAAACUUUCAAAAACGUGCCAUUUAUUGGCGAACUGGCUAAUUUUAACAUUUGGAGCCGCACUUUGCCUGCCAUAAAAGUCUUAAAGAUCUCCAAGUGGUGCUUUAGAGGACGGGGAGACGUGAUUUCGUGGCCUGAUUUUCAAUCUGUUCAGAUAAACGGCAACGUGAAAAUUUCAAAGCCUUCUUCUUGUGCGAAGUGAGCUUCAUGCAGGCUAUGCCUGGAUUGUAUUUUGUAGUUAUGCCAUAGAUAGCUUUGGCGAGGAAGACACUAAAAAGUAA
This is a messenger RNA of Pocillopora meandrina, 3044 nucleotides long. The record is from the annotation of a GenBank genome assembly. Lineage: Eukaryota; Metazoa; Cnidaria; Anthozoa; Scleractinia; Pocilloporidae.